Messenger RNA from Oncorhynchus tshawytscha (Chinook salmon), 1141 nucleotides. Its product is annotated as CD209 antigen-like protein A. NCBI's taxonomy places the organism in Eukaryota, Metazoa, Chordata, Actinopteri, Salmoniformes, Salmonidae. The coding region runs from base 254 to 547 and encodes 97 amino acids. The record is from RefSeq and is a predicted model, not a curated record. The transcript has 4 exons.
AGGAGAGCAGCUACAGACCAGGUACAACACCCUGACUAAAGAGAGAGACCAGCUACAGACCAGUUACAACACCCUGACUAAAGAGAGAGACCAGCUACAGAAGGAUAUAGAUGAUCUCACGUCAAAGUUCUCUAAUCUGAAACAAAAAUGUCCUGAAGGCUGGCAGAAGUUUGAAUCCAGUUGGUACUUCCUGUCUACAGUGAAAAAACCCUGGAGGGAGAGUAGACAGGACUGUCUGAAGAGAGGAGCAGACAUGGGGAUCAUAAACAGUGAUUUGGAACAGGAGUUUCUCUUCAGCUUCAUUAAGAGAGCCUGGAUUGGUCUGACUGACUCUGUUACUGAGGGGACCUGGAAAUGGGUGGACGGCACCCAACUGACCACCCCAAGUUACUGGCAAUCACAGCAACCUGAUAAUGGUGGUGACAACCCAGCAAAUGGGGAGGAGGACUGUGUUGAGCUGAACACAGAAACCUGGCUUCCUGUAAAGGCAUGGAAUGACCAGUCAUGUUUUAACAAUCGUUACUGGAUUUGCGAGAAAGUGGUUUAACAUCACCAUGACAACAGAGGAGGCUGGUGGGAGGACGCGCACACAUACAGCACCCUACAGUGCACACAACUUCAUUCUCUCUCUCUCUAAGACACAGACACACCAACACACUGCUGGUACUGUACUGAGGGGCAAAACAAUCUGAUAAUAGUUGUGAACCAGGAUAUACUAUAACAAGGACUGUGCUGAUGUUAAUAUUGGGUAUUCUGAGCCUGUAUAUAAAUAUUCUGGCAUAUCAUUUACCUCUCUUCAUAACUGUAUUUGUGAAGAGUUAUACAGUAGCUCAUUAUACAGUAGUGCUGCAGUGCUAAUGCAUCUCUCUCUAGGUAAACAGUGUGUAGACAUACUGCCAUCUGUAAAAUUAUUGUAUUGAUUGUUUAAAUAGAAACAUAUUAUGUGAUUUGCCAUAAUGUGAUUUUUUUCAUCGUCAAUUAUUAGCAUAAACGACUUCAGUAAGAAGAUGAACUUAGGCUCAGAUUAAGUAAGAAAGGAACCUAUCAGGUUUACCUGUCACCUUCAUUUCCUUUGUUUUGUAUUUAUUUAGUUGGUCAGGGCGUGAGUUGGCUGGGCAGUCUAUGUUUGAUUUUCUAUGAU